Molecule: messenger RNA, 3607 nt
Organism: Hemiscyllium ocellatum (epaulette shark)
Lineage: Eukaryota; Metazoa; Chordata; Chondrichthyes; Orectolobiformes; Hemiscylliidae
Gene: washc3
Product: WASH complex subunit 3
Exons: 7
Coding region: 22-609 (195 amino acids)
Biological process (GO): exocytosis; actin filament polymerization
Cellular component (GO): WASH complex
Source: RefSeq, a predicted model, not a curated record
CAGGAGGUGUUUCCGGGCGGAAUGGACGCGGACGGGCUCCCGCUGGUGGGAUCAGGGAUCGACCUGCUCCGGGUUCCAGCCAUCCAGCAACAAAGGACUGUGGCAUUUCUCAACCAAUUUAUUGCACACACUGUCCGGUUUCUGAAUCGCUUUUCAACUGUUUGUGAAGAGAAACUGGCCAGUCUUACUUUACGUAUCCAGCAAAUUGAAACAACUCUCAAUAUUCUGGAAGCAAAGCUUUCAUCGAUACCUGGACUGGAAGAUGUAAAAGUAGAGACGAGCAACCAGGAUGCAAAUGGCCCAUCCUCCGUGACAGCAUCAAACCAGCAUCAGCCAGCCCCUCCUGAGAGCCAACAAAACAUUGAAUCUACAACCCAAAGCAAAGUGGAUUCCCUGACAGAGAAUGUUAUUACUGUUGCCAAGGACCCUCGAUAUGCAAGAUACCUGAAGAUGGUCCAAGUGGGUGUUCCUGUUAUGGCCAUAAGAAACAAAAUGAUUUCUGAGGGACUCGACCCAGACCUGUUGGAGACUCCAGAUGCCCCAGUUCCCGAUGGAGUUAAAGAAGAUGAAGGAGACAGCUCAGGCAGCGAAUCUUCAUUCAGUGAUUGAAAACAGACUUCAAUUCUCAAACAGACAUAUUUCAAUUCUCAUACUAGAGAUCAUGGAACACUGUCUGUAAUAUCGAGGGGCAUUGAUCUUUUUUUGAUGGUUAAACAAUGCAAAAGGAUUGUGUCAGUAUGAAGCUGCCUCCAUCACUGUAUGUGAACACACCACUCAGUCUUAAACCAAGUCUCUGCCACAAGUCUGUCGAUAGCUUGUAAGUUUUAUGACCAUUUGAAUGCCAAGCUGCACUUUUAUUUGUGCAUGAAGUUAUAAUCUCUUUUCUAUGUAUUUAGCUGUACUGUCAACGAUGUGGGUGAACAAAUUGGGAUUGUCAUCAAGGUGUUAAAUGCAAAUGAAUAUGAGAUAAUGUUAUUUCCAUAUUUUAUAUACCAGGCACCAUGUCGAAUUUGUUUGGCUUUAUCUUGGAAAAAUUAUGGAACGGAUUGUUCAUGUGCUGUUCUGUUCCCACAUAAAGAGAAGCUGUCCCCUAAUGAGUAAAACCUGGUCUGUGAAGAGUAGACUUGUGCAGAACUGAAGAAAUUGUAAAUGAUUACCUGUUAUGUUUACUGUUGACUUGGCUGAGUCACAAACAAGAACACUUCCCCCACACUGCUUCAUUGUAACUACUCCGCUGGUGUUAGGAGCCUGAUGCUUGGCUAUGUGCUGUUAGGUGAGAAUUAUCUGUCUUCACACCUCUGUUCCUCCCUGGUAGUCAUUGUCAUUUUCAGGCUGAGAGUCUGAAUUUGACAGGGUGUGUCAGAUGUUUACCUCCUGGUAUUGAUCCUGAGAGGUAACUCCAGCUGCAGCACUCCAUCCUCCCCAUGUGUUCGGAUUUAGUACCAUCCUUUAAAGCUGAUGCAAGGUCUGAUGGACAUUGCUCCUGCAGGGACUUGUGCUGAAGAGUGCAUAACCUUCGUCGAAACUGAGAAGCUAAUUUUAAGACAACAUCAUAACUCACAAUUGCUUCAAAAUUUAUAGACCUGUUAAUAUUGAAUAAUUAUUGAGCAGUAACAUUUUCAAAUCUUAGUUCUUCUUUGUUCUUGGACACAAGCAGCAUUGAGAAGCUCAGUAUUUUAUCAUCCCAUCCAAGGUAUACUAUCCUGAGCAGCCCUGAAUUUCCCAGGGGAACCUCCUGUUUGUUAAACACUGAAACAUUCAUGAACCUCGUCAUUGCAGACACUGAGUCCAGACCAUUUAACCUUCAGGUGAAAAGGUGGGUCAAAGUCUAAAAAUAAUUCAGUGCCUACCUUAGGGGCUGGCAUUCUGCCCUCAACACUAAUAAUGGGAAAUGCAACAUCAAUUUUCAUAUUGUAAUCACACCACCUAGUCCAUGAUGGCACUACAGCGAUAUAAUGGAGUAAAUCUACCCAUGGCAAGCGCAGGGCAGCAAGUUGUACUUGAAGGGAGUAAGAGUUGGAUAAUAGUGCAUUGUCUGUAAUCCUACCUUCAAAGCCCAUGCUAUUAAUGUAUAGCACGUAGCUGGGGUGUCAGACCUUUUCCAGUUCCAUCACCAAUUGAGCUACGUUUCUUGUCAAAUAUAUUAGUAACGAAGAGAAAGGACUGACAUUUAUAUAGUACAUUUCCCACCCUCAGGAUAUUGAAAGCAUUUUACUGCUUAUAUAUUUUAGCCUUCCAUAAAUUUAUCUUUCCAAUGCAAUUUCAAGUAUUGAGUUAUUUUAUUCACCGAAUCAAGUACCAGUUGAAUAUUUGUUUGUUGUAAUUGUACUGCCGAUAGGUGAAAAAUUGGUUGAAUUGUGACAGCAGUAGCUUGGAGUGAGAGGCUGGAUCCCAGACUGGCCCAGGAGGUGACUCAAACAUUGCUAGAAUUUCUUUUUGCUGAGGCUCUUGUACCUGUCACAUGAACAUCAACAGCACAUGGUUUGAGCAAACCAACGAAUACACUUCCUAAGUAAUCCAGGAACCUUCCUAAUACAUGUAUGUUUUUCUGAAGAGCACAAACAUCCUAAAUUGCAACAGUGUCAACACUUUGAAAGUUCUUUAUUGGUUGUAAAGUGCAUUGGAAUGACCUGAGAUCAUGCAAGGCACUAUAUAAAUGCAAGUACACUUGCUCACUUGAAGCAGUCUCCUUGCAUUUUUCUGCACCCUUUUAUAUUCCUGCACAAAUUAAAUGCUGUGCACUAAGUUGCUCAAAAGAAUCUAAGUUGCACUGGAAUUGUCAACGUUGAUGACGUUACGAGAGCAACUGUGAUGUUGGGAUGGCUGAAAUGUUGAGCAAGCUUUCUAGCAUUAGUUGGAGUAUCUACCCUGUGCAACAGACAUCCUUGCAAAACUACUACAGUUUAACCAGGCAGCUCUGUGAUCCACAGCCACGAGUUCAGAUCAAUUUUGGAACCCCUGCAGGUAAACUAGGUUUCUCUUCAGCUUAAUAUGAUUUCACAUCACUUCAGUUAGAGUCGAAUAAGAAACCUAAAAAUGAUGUUUGUUUUGUCAAUGCUCAGGUCUGUAAUCUCCUAAACUUUUUCUUCAUUAAUAAUUCAGUAUUUGUUUUGUACUGCUGAAAAUGAAGUAAUAAUCGUGAUGUGCGCUGUAUCUCAAUAUGUCAAGCUCAGAUACUAAAACCUCUGAUCCUUAUUAUUCAUGUGCAUUGUGUAGUGAGUUGAAGUUUGUGCGCCAAAGGCGUCAGGAGGUUACAUCGUCUUGCAGUUCGAUACAUGAUUCCUUUAACGCAGUCAGCCUGCCUAUGUGGAUCUUCUGUAUUUGCUGUAUUGCUGUGCUGUUGUAGGUAUUAUUGCUCACCCAUUCCAUAAACUUUAUUUACAAAAUUGAUGAGGAAAGAAAUGUGCACAUGGAAAUAUCAUAGGUAUAUGGGAGGUUUGAUAACUGUCAUUUUGUCUUUGGGUCAAACCUCCUAGGAAUUGUGAUGCUCUUUGCUUUAGUUCUCGAAGUUAGAUAUACAAAAUUUAUAGUUUUUUUCAUUUGUGUCAUAGAUCUGUCACAAAGACCUAACUUCUAACUACUUUUCUUUCAAAAGAUCAAUACCCUG